Molecule: messenger RNA, 1317 nt
Organism: Mycena citricolor
Lineage: Eukaryota; Fungi; Basidiomycota; Agaricomycetes; Agaricales; Mycenaceae
Source: the annotation of a GenBank genome assembly
AUGUUCGGUUUUACGCCCGAUUAUUUCAAAUAUUCCGAAGAUUUUUUCAGCGCCUACCUGAAAGACAAUAUCGGGAAUCCGAAAUCCGAAUUUUACAUUCCGACGAUGGUCAAUAAAUUGGUUGCCGACGGAAAGGCUCAGUUGCGGGUGCUGCACAGCGCGGCCCAGUGGUUCGGCGUAACCUACAAGGAAGACCGCCCGGCCGUCGUCGAACGGAUCCGCAAGUUGAUCGCCGCCGGGGUUUAUCCCGACAACUCUGGGCAUAGUCCCGCAAAAGCGCUCGAAACGAUGGAAAUAGAACAGAAUAUCUGGGGUUUUACCGCCGAAGGCGAAGCGAUCGUCCUUUACAAGAUGACCAAUGCGGGCGGCGCAUCCGUGAAGUUGACCAAUAUCGGCGCGACGGUCGUAUCGGUGGAGGUUCCCGACCGGGACGGCCGGCUCGCGAACGUGGCCCUCGGUUACGACGAUUUCAAAAGUUAUUUCGGCGACGGGCCGUGCAUGGGGAAAACGGUCGGCCGGUUCGCCAACCGGAUCCGGGGAGCGAAAUUUACGUUGGACGGGCGGCACCAUACGCACGGCGGCGGCAUCAACGGCUUUGCGAACAAAAUUUGGGAGAGCCGCGUGGAGACCGACCGGGUCGUUUUCUCGCUGUUCAGUCCCGACGGCGACCAGGGGUAUCCGGGCGACCUGAACGCCGAGGUCGUUUACGACUGGAGCGACGAUUGCGAGCUGGAGAUUACCUAUUACGCCAAGACGACCGCUCCUACUAUUAUCAACCUUACGAAUCACUCCUAUUUCAACCUCAAAGGCGAGGACCGACCGGGCGCGAUGGAUCAGUUGCUUCAGAUCAACGGAUCGAAAUACCUGCGUUACGACGCCGACUGCGUCUGUACCGGCGAGCUGGUCGACGUGAAAGGCACGCCGAUGGAUUUCAGCGAACCGAAAGCGCUGUCCGCGGAGAUCGACGCCGAUUACGAACCGCUGCGUUUCGGUUCCGGUUACGACCAGAGCUGGGCGAUCGACGGGUAUGAAAAGGGAAAACUUUCCGAAGCGGGCGUGCUGUACGACCCGCAGAGCGGACGGCGGAUGCGGAUCCGGACGACCCAGCCGUCGAUCCAUAUCUAUGCCGGAAACUAUCUGGAAGGCUGUCCGCAAAGUAUCAGCGGCCAUCCGUACGGGCGCCGCGCCGGCGUGGCGAUCGAGUGCCAGGCCUAUCCGAACAGUCCGAACUGCCCCGGCUUUCCGUCGACCGUAUUGCGUCCCGGGGAGAUCUAUAACGAGAAAAUCGUCUUCCGUUUCGAAACGGAUGCGAAUUAA